AAAUUAAUUUUUCCAUUGAUUGAAGUUCAUUCCAAAACAAUAAUUAAUAAUAAUAACCUGGUCGCUAUAAAUUGUAAAUACGAAGAGCAGGGGGGGCGUUGGAGUGACGCAAAAAGUUGCGCCAAAAAGCCUAGAAUCGAUGGAGAGGCUUGUGAACGCUUUCUCUGUGCUGGAGCUUGACGCCGAAGAUGAUGAUCAAACGCGAGCCAACUCCAAUGCUUCCAUGGCCAAGGAAGGAACUUCCCGUUCUGGAAAAAAAGAAAAGAGGGUUAAUGGCUCAGAUAGCAUACAUGUAGAAAAAGAAAAAGAGUGCCGUCCUAAAGAGAACAAGUUUCCCUCGCCCCUUGUGUGGAUAGAUUUGGAAAUGACUGUUCUAUGUAUGUCAGGUUUAAAUGUUGAAGUUGAUCGAAUACUAGAGAUCGCCUGUAUAAUUACCGAUGGCAAAUUGACCAAAUCAGUGGAGGGUCCUGAUUUGGUUAUUCACCAAACUAAAGAGUGUUUAGAUCGGAUGGGAGAAUGGUGUCAAAGUCAUCAUGCAGCUAGUGGGUUGACGAAAAAGGUGCUCCAUAGUACAAUUGGUGAAAGGGAAGCUGAAAAGCAGGUUGCAGAUUUUGUAAAGAGAAAUGUUGGUACAUACAGGCCUCUUUUAGCAGGAAAUUCUGUUUAUGUGGAUUUCCUUUUUAUUAAGAAAUACAUGCCAGAUUUGGCUAGUCUUUUCUCCCAUGUACUAGUUGAUGUUAGCAGUGUGAAAGCUUUAUGCAUGCGAUGGUAUCCUAAAGAUCAGAGAAAAGCCCCUGUUAAAGAACAGAAACAUAGAGCCAUGGAUGACAUCAGAGAAAGCAUCCAAGAACUCAAAUUCUACAAGGAGAAUAUAUUUAAAGUAUCCAAGUCUAGAAAGUGAUGACAUUUUAGCUUUUGUAUGAAUGAAUAGCUUUUGGUAUAUUUUCCAGUGUACUUCCAUACUUAUUUGGAAUAGGAUCUAGGCCUUAUGUAAAUUAGAAGUUCGGUUCUGAAUAUUCACUUCUUCGACCACUGGGGAUUAUGCAAUUGUAUUUUGUAUUGGGAACCCAGAAUUUUGUGUUAAAAAUUGUGUUAGCAUGUUGUAUUUGUACCUUCACCAACUUCUAAUAAUAGACCAAGGUGUUGAAAUUGCCUAUGAA
Ziziphus jujuba (common jujube) is the source of this 1160-nucleotide messenger RNA. RefSeq names its product oligoribonuclease. The record is from RefSeq and is a predicted model, not a curated record. NCBI's taxonomy places the organism in Eukaryota, Viridiplantae, Streptophyta, Magnoliopsida, Rosales, Rhamnaceae. Gene Ontology annotation, molecular function: nucleic acid binding; 3'-5'-RNA exonuclease activity. Bases 140 to 901 code for a protein of 253 amino acids. The transcript has 8 exons. Gene Ontology annotation, cellular component: mitochondrion.